AUGCCUCACAUCCCGCUGACACCUCGAGAGGCACGCGGAGUUCAUUGCUUCAAAAGGCUCAAGACGUAUGCCAACUUCCCAGAAGCACCUCAGGAGGAGGCUUCUCUCAGCAAUAGGCUCAAGACGUAUGCCAACUUCCCAGAAGCACCUCAGGAGGAGGCUUCUCUCAGCAAUAGGCUCAAGACGUAUGCCAACUUCCCAGAAGCACCUCAGGAGGAGGCUUCUCUCAGCAAUAGGCUCAAGACGUAUGCCAACUUCCCAGAAGCACCUCAGGAGGAGGCUUCUCUCAGCAAUAGGCUCAAGACGUAUGCCAACUUCCCAGAAGCACCUCAGGAGGAGGCUUCUCUCAGCAAUAGGCUCAAGACGUAUGCCAACUUCCCAGAAGCACCUCAGGAGGAGGCUUCUCUCAGCAAUAGGCUCAAGAAGUAUGCCAACUUCCCAGAAGCACCUCAGGAGGAGGCUUCUCUCAGCAAUAGGCUCAAGACGUAUGCCAACUUCCCAGAAGCACCUCAGGAGGAGGCUUCUCUCAGCAAUAGGCUCAAGACGUAUGCCAACUUCCCAGAAGCACCUCAGGAGGAGGCUUCUCUCAGCAAUAGGCUCAAGACGUAUGCCAACUUCCCAGAAGCACCUCAGGAGGAGGCUUCUCUCAGCAAUAGGCUCAAGACGUAUGCCAACUUCCCAGAAGCACCUCAGGAGGAGGCUUCUCUCAGCAAUAGGCUCAAGACGUAUGCCAACUUCCCAGAAGCACCUCAGGAGGAGGCUUCUCUCAGCAAUAGGCUCAAGACGUAUGCCAACUUCCCAGAAGCACCUCAGGAGGAGGCUUCUCUCAGCAAUAGGCUCAAGACGUAUGCCAACUUCCCAGAAGCACCUCAGGAGGAGGCUUCUCUCAGCAAUAGGCUCAAGACGUAUGCCAACUUCCCAGAAGCACCUCAGGAGGAGGCUUCUCUCAGCAAUAGGCUCAAGACGUAUGCCAACUUCCCAGAAGCACCUCAGGAGGGGGCUUCUCUCAGCAAUAGGCUCAAGACGUAUGCCAACUUCCCAGAAGCACCUCAGGAGGAGGCUUCUCUCAGCAAUAGGCUCAAGACGUAUGCCAACUUCCCAGAAGCACCUCAGGAGGAGGCUUCUCUCAGCAAUAGGCUCAAGACGUAUGCCAACUUCCCAGAAGCACCUCAGGAGGAGGCUUCUCUCAGCAAUAGGCUCAAGACGUAUGCCAACUUCCCAGAAGCACCUCAGGAGGAGGCUUCUCUCAGCAAUAGGCUCAAGACGUAUGCCAACUUCCCAGAAGCACCUCAGGAGGAGGCUUCUCUCAGCAAUAGGCUCAAGACGUAUGCCAACUUCCCAGAAGCACCUCAGGAGGAGGCUUCUCUCAGCAAUAGGCUCAAGACGUAUGCCAACUUCCCAGAAGCACCUCAGGAGGAGGCUUCUCUCAGCAAUAGGCUCAAGACGUAUGCCAACUUCCCAGAAGCACCUCAGGAGGGGGCUUCUCUCAGCAAUAGGCUCAAGACGUAUGCCAACUUCCCAGAAGCACCUCAGGAGGAGGCUUCUCUCAGCAAUAGGCUCAAGACGUAUGCCAACUUCCCAGAAGCACCUCAGGAGGAGGCUUCUCUCAGCAAUAGGCUCAAGACGUAUGCCAACUUCCCAGAAGCACCUCAGGAGGAGGCUUCUCUCAGCAAUAGGCUCAAGACGUAUGCCAACUUCCCAGAAGCACCUCAGGAGGAGGCUUCUCUCAGCAAUAGGCUCAAGACGUAUGCCAACUUCCCAGAAGCACCUCAGGAGGGGGCUUCUCUCAGCAAUAGGCUCAAGACGUAUGCCAACUUCCCAGAAGCACCUCAGGAGGAGGCUUCUCUCAGCAAUAGGCUCAAGACGUAUGCCAACUUCCCAGAAGCACCUCAGGAGGAGGCUUCUCUCAGCAAUAGGCUCAAGACGUAUGCCAACUUCCCAGAAGCACCUCAGGAGGAGGCUUCUCUCAGCAAUAGGCUCAAGACGUAUGCCAACUUCCCAGAAGCACCUCAGGAGGAGGCUUCUCUCAGCAAUAGGCUCAAGACGUAUGCCAACUUCCCAGAAGCACCUCAGGAGGAGGCUUCUCUCAGCAAUAGGCUCAAGACGUAUGCCAACUUCCCAGAAGCACCUCAGGAGGAGGCUUCUCUCAGCAAUAGGCUCAAGACGUAUGCCAACUUCCCAGAAGCACCUCAGGAGGAGGCUUCUCUCAGCAAUAGGCUCAAGACGUAUGCCAACUUCCCAGAAGCACCUCAGGAGGAGGCUUCUCUCAGCAAUAGGCUCAAGACGUAUGCCAACUUCCCAGAAGCACCUCAGGAGGGGGCUUCUCUCAGCAAUAGGCUCAAGACGUAUGCCAACUUCCCAGAAGCACCUCAGGAGGAGGAUUCUCUCAGCCAUAGGCUCAAGACGUAUGCCAACUUCCCAGAAGCACCUCAGGAGGAGGAUUCUCUCAGCCAUAGGCUCAAGACGUAUGCCAACUUCCCAGAAGCACCUCAGGAGGAGGCUUCUCUCAGCAAUAGGCUCAAGACGUAUGCCAACUUCCCAGAAGCACCUCAGGAGGAGGCUUCUCUCAGCAAUAGGCUCAAGACGUAUGCCAACUUCCCAGAAGCACCUCAGGAGGAGGCUUCUCUCAGCCAUAGGCUCAAGACGUAUGCCAACUUCCCAGAAGCACCUCAGGAGGAGGCUUCUCUCAGCAAUAGGCUCAAGACGUAUGCCAACUUCCCAGAAGCACCUCAGGAGGAGGCUUCUCUCAGCAAUAGGCUCAAGACGUAUGCCAACUUCCCAGAAGCACCUCAGGAGGAGGCUUCUCUCAGCAAUAGGCUCAAGACGUAUGCCAACUUCCCAGAAGCACCUCAGGAGGAGGCUUCUCUCAGCAAUAGGGUCAAGACGUAUGCCAACUUCCCAGAAGCACCUCAGGAGGAGGCUUCUCUCAGCAAUAGGCUCAAGACGUAUGCCAACUUCCCAGAAGCACCUCAGGAGGAGGCUUCUCUCAGCAAUAGGCUCAAGACGUAUGCCAACUUCCCAGAAGCACCUCAGGAGGAGGCUUCUCUCAGCCAUAGGCUCAAGACGUAUGCCAACUUCCCAGAAGCACCUCAGGAGGAGGCUUCUCUCAGCCAUAGGCUCAAGACGUAUGCCAACUUCCCAGAAGCACCUCAGGAGGAGGCUUCUCUCAGCAAUAGGCUCAAGACGUAUGCCAACUUCCCAGAAGCACCUCAGGAGGAGGCUUCUCUCAGCAAUAGGCUCAAGACGUAUGCCAACUUCCCAGAAGCACCUCAGGAGGAGGCUUCUCUCAGCAAUAGGCUCAAGACGUAUGCCAACUUCCCAGAAGCACCUCAGGAGGAGGCUUCUCUCAGCCAUAGGCUCAAGACGUAUGCCAACUUCCCAGAAGCACCUCAGGAGGAGGCUUCUCUCAGCAAUAGGCUCAAGACGUAUGCCAACUUCCCAGAAGCACCUCAGGAGGAGGCUUCUCUCAGCCAUAGGCUCAAGACGUAUGCCAACUUCCCAGAAGCACCUCAGGAGGAGGCUUCUCUCAGCCAUAGGCUCAAGACGUAUGCCAACUUCCCAGAAGCACCUCAGGAGGAGGCUUCUCUCAGCCAUAGGCUCAAGACGUAUGCCAACUUCCCAGAAGCACCUCAGGAGGAGGCUUCUCUCAGCAAUAGGCUCAAGACGUAUGCCAACUUCCCAGAAGCACCUCAGGAGGAGGCUUCUCUCAGCCAUAGGCUCAAGACGUAUGCCAACUUCCCAGAAGCACCUCAGGAGGAGGCUUCUCUCAGCAAUAGGCUCAAGACGUAUGCCAACUUCCCAGAAGCACCUCAGGAGGAGGCUUCUCUCAGCAAUAGGCUCAAGACGUAUGCCAACUUCCCAGAAGCACCUCAGGAGGAGGCUUCUCUCAGCAAUAGGCUCAAGACGUAUGCCAACUUCCCAGAAGCACCUCAGGAGGAGGCUUCUCUCAGCCAUAGGCUCAAGACGUAUGCCAACUUCCCAGAAGCACCUCAGGAGGAGGCUUCUCUCAGCCAUAGGCUCAAGACGUAUGCCAACUUCCCAGAAGCACCUCAGGAGGAGGCUUCUCUCAGCCAUAGGCUCAAGACGUAUGCCAACUUCCCAGAAGCACCUCAGGAGGAGGCUUCUCUCAGCCAUAGGCUCAAGACGUAUGCCAACUACCCAGAAGCACCUCAGGAGGAGGCUUCUCUCAGCAAUAGGCUCAAGACGUAUGCCAACUUCCCAGAAGCACCUCAGGAGGAGGCUUCUCUCAGCAAUAGGCUCAAGACGUAUGCCAACUUCCCAGAAGCACCUCAGGAGGAGGCUUCUCUCAGCAAUAGGCUCAAGACGUAUGCCAACUUCCCAGAAGCACCUCAGGAGGAGGCUUCUCUCAGCAAUAGGCUCAAGACGUAUGCCAACUUCCCAGAAGCACCUCAGGAGGAGGCUUCUCUCAGCAAUAGGCUCAAGACGUAUGCCAACUUCCCAGAAGCACCUCAGGAGGAGGCUUCUCUCAGCAAUAGGCUCAAGACGUAUGCCAACUUCCCAGAAGCACCUCAGGAGGAGGCUUCUCUCAGCAAUAGGCUCAAGACGUAUGCCAACUUCCCAGAAGCACCUCAGGAGGAGGCUUCUCUCAGCAAUAGGCUCAAGACGUAUGCCAACUUCCCAGAAGCACCUCAGGAGGAGGCUUCUCUCAGCAAUAGGCUCAAGACGUAUGCCAACUUCCCAGAAGCACCUCAGGAGGAGGCUUCUCUCAGCAAUAGGCUCAAGACGUAUGCCAACUUCCCAGAAGCACCUCAGGAGGAGGCUUCUCUCAGCAAUAGGCUCAAGACGUAUGCCAACUUCCCAGAAGCACCUCAGGAGGAGGCUUCUCUCAGCAAUAGGCUCAAGACGUAUGCCAACUUCCCAGAAGCACCUCAGGAGGAGGCUUCUCUCAGCAAUAGGCUCAAGACGUAUGCCAACUUCCCAGAAGCACCUCAGGAGGAGGCUUCUCUCAGCAAUAGGCUCAAGACGUAUGCCAACUUCCCAGAAGCACCUCAGGAGGAGGCUUCUCUCAGCAAUAGGCUCAAGACGUAUGCCAACUUCCCAGAAGCACCUCAGGAGGAGGCUUCUCUCAGCAAUAGGCUCAAGACGUAUGCCAACUUCCCAGAAGCACCUCAGGAGGAGGCUUCUCUCAGCAAUAGGCUCAAGACGUAUGCCAACUUCCCAGAAGCACCUCAGGAGGAGGCUUCUCUCAGCAAUAGGCUCAAGACGUAUGCCAACUUCCCAGAAGCACCUCAGGAGGAGGCUUCUCUCAGCAAUAGGCUCAAGACGUAUGCCAACUUCCCAGAAGCACCUCAGGAGGAGGCUUCUCUCAGCAAUAGGCUCAAGACGUAUGCCAACUUCCCAGAAGCACCUCAGGAGGAGGCUUCUCUCAGCAAUAGGCUCAAGACGUAUGCCAACUUCCCAGAAGCACCUCAGGAGGAGGCUUCUCUCAGCCAUCGGCUCAAGACGUAUGCCAACUUCCCAGAAGCACCUCAGGAGGAGGCUUCUCUCAGCAAUAGGCUCAAGACGUAUGCCAACUUCCCAGAAGCACCUCAGGAGGAGGCUUCUCUCAGCAAUAGGCUCAAGACGUAUGCCAACUUCCCAGAAGCACCUCAGGAGGAGGCUUCUCUCAGCAAUAGGCUCAAGACGUAUGCCAACUUCCCAGAAGCACCUCAGGAGGAGGCUUCUCUCAGCAAUAGGCUCAAGACGUAUGCCAACUUCCCAGAAGCACCUCAGGAGGAGGCUUCUCUCAGCAAUAGGCUCAAGACGUAUGCCAACUUCCCAGAAGCACCUCAGGAGGAGGCUUCUCUCAGCAAUAGGCUCAAGACGUAUGCCAACUUCCCAGAAGCACCUCAGGAGGAGGCUUCUCUCAGCAAUAGGCUCAAGACGUAUGCCAACUUCCCAGAAGCACCUCAGGAGGAGGCUUCUCUCAGCAAUAGGCUCAAGACGUAUGCCAACUUCCCAGAAGCACCUCAGGAGGAGGCUUCUCUCAGCAAUAGGCUCAAGACGUAUGCCAACUUCCCAGAAGCACCUCAGGAGGAGGCUUCUCUCAGCAAUAGGCUCAAGACGUAUGCCAACUUCCCAGAAGCACCUCAGGAGGAGGCUUCUCUCAGCAAUAGGCUCAAGACGUAUGCCAACUUCCCAGAAGCACCUCAGGAGGAGGCUUCUCUCAGCAAUAGGCUCAAGACGUAUGCCAACUUCCCAGAAGCACCUCAGGAGGAGGCUUCUCUCAGCAAUAGGCUCAAGACGUAUGCCAACUUCCCAGAAGCACCUCAGGAGGAGGCUUCUCUCAGCAAUAGGCUCAAGACGUAUGCCAACUUCAAAGAAGCACCUCAGGAGGAGGCUUCUCUCAGCAAUAGGCUCAAGACGUAUGCCAACUUCCCAGAAGCACCUCAGGAGGAGGCUUCUCUCAGCAAUAGGCUCAAGACGUAUGCCAACUUCCCAGAAGCACCUCAGGAGGAGGCUUCUCUCAGCCAUAGGCUCAAGACGUAUGCCAACUUCCCAGAAGCACCUCAGGAGGAGGCUUCUCUCAGCAAUAGGCUCAAGACGUAUGCCAACUUCCCAGAAGCACCUCAGGAGGAGGCUUCUCUCAGCCAUAGGCUCAAGACGUAUGCCAACUUCCCAGAAGCACCUCAGGAGGAGGCUUCUCUCAGCAAUAGGCUCAAGACGUAUGCCAACUUCCCAGAAGCACCUCAGGAGGAGGCUUCUCUCAGCAAUAGGCUCAAGACGUAUGCCAACUUCCCAGAAGCACCUCAGGAGGAGGCUUCUCUCAGCAAUAGGCUCAAGACGUAUGCCAACUUCCCAGAAGCACCUCAGGAGGAGGCUUCUCUCAGCAAUAGGCUCAAGACGUAUGCCAACUUCCCAGAAGCACCUCAGGAGGAGGCUUCUCUCAGCAAUAGGCCCAAGACGUAUGCCAACUUCCCAGAAGCACCUCAGGAGGAGGCUUCUCUCAGCAAUAGGCUCAAGACGUAUGCCAACUUCCCAGAAGCACCUCAGGAGGAGGCUUCUCUCAGCAAUAGGCUCAAGACGUAUGCCAACUUCCCAGAAGCACCUCAGGAGGAGGCUUCUCUCAGCAAUAGGCUCAAGACGUAUGCCAACUUCCCAGAAGCACCUCAGGAGGAGGCUUCUCUCAGCAAUAGGCUCAAGACGUAUGCCAACUUCCCAGAAGCACCUCAGGAGGAGGCUUCUCUCAGCAAUAGGCUCAAGACGUAUGCCAACUUCCCAGAAGCACCUCAGGAGGAGGCUUCUCUCAGCCAUAGGCUCAAGACGUAUGCCAACUUCCCAGAAGCACCUCAGGAGGAGGCUUCUCUCAGCAAUAGGCUCAAGACGUAUGCCAACUUCCCAGAAGCACCUCAGGAGGAGGCUUCUCUCAGCAAUAGGCUCAAGACGUAUGCCAACUUCCCAGAAGCACCUCAGGAGGAGGCCUCUCUCAGCCAUAGGCUCAAGACGUAUGCCAACUUCCCAGAAGCACCUCAGGAGGAGGCUUCUCUCAGCAAUAGGCUCAAGACGUAUGCCAACUUCCCAGAAGCACCUCAGGAGGAGGCUUCUCUCAGCAAUAGGCUCAAGACGUAUGCCAACUUCCCAGAAGCACCUCAGGAGGAGGCUUCUCUCAGCAAUAGGCUCAAGACGUAUGCCAACUUCCCAGAAGCACCUCAGGAGGAGGCUUCUCUCAGCCAUAGGCUCAAGACGUAUGCCAACUUCCCAGAAGCACCUCAGGAGGAGGCUUCUCUCAGCAAUAGGCUCAAGACGUAUGUCAACUUCCCAGAAGCACCUCAGGAGGAGGCUUCUCUCAGCAAUAGGCUCAAGACGUAUGCCAACUUCCCAGAAGCACCUCAGGAGGAGGCUUCUCUCAGCCAUCGGCUCAAGACGUAUGCCAACUUCCCAGAAGCACCUCAGGAGGAGGCUUCUCUCAGCCAUAGGCUAAAGACGUAUGCCAACUUCCCAGAAGCACCUCAGGAGGAGGCUUCUCUCAGCAAUAGGCUCAAGACGUAUGCCAACUUCCCAGAAGCACCUCAGGAGGAGGCUUCUCUCAGCCAUAGGCUCAAGACGUAUGCCAACUUCCCAGAAGCACCUCAGGAGGAGGCUUCUCUCAGCAAUAGGCUCAAGACGUAUGCCAACUUCCCAGAAGCACCUCAGGAGGAGGCUUCUCUCAGCAAUAGGCUCAAGACGUAUGCCAACUUCCCAGAAGCACCUCAGGAGGAGGCUUCUCUCAGCCAUAGGCUAAAGACGUAUGCCAACUUCCCAGAAGCACCUCAGGAGGAGGCUUCUCUCAGCAAUAGGCUCAAGACGUAUGCCAACUUCCCAGAAGCACCUCAGGAGGAGGCUUCUCUCAGCCAUAGGCUCAAGACGUAUGCCAACUUCCCAGAAGCACCUCAGGAGGAGGCUUCUCUCAGCCAUAGGCUAAAGACGUAUGCCAACUUCCCAGAAGCACCUCAGGAGGAGGCUUCUCUCAGCAAUAGGCUCAAGACGUAUGCCAACUUCCCAGAAGCACCUCAGGAGGAGGCUUCUCUCAGCCAUAGGCUCAAGACGUAUGCCAACUUCCCAGAAGCACCUCAGGAGGAGGCUUCUCUCAGCAAUAGGCUCAAGACGUAUGCCAACUUCCCAGAAGCACCUCAGGAGGAGGCUUCUCUCAGCCAUAGGCUCAAGACGUAUGCCAACUUCCCAGAAGCACCUCAGGAGGAGGCUUCUCUCAGCAAUAGGCUCAAGACGUAUGCCAACUUCCCAGAAGCACCUCAGGAGGAGGCUUCUCUCAGCCAUAGGCUCAAGACGUAUGCCAACUUCCCAGAAGCACCUCAGGAGGAGGCUUCUCUCAGCAAUAGGCUCAAGACGUAUGCCAACUUCCCAGAAGCACCUCAGGAGGAGGCUUCUCUCAGCCAUAGGCUCAAGACGUAUGCCAACUUCCCAGAAGCACCUCAGGAGGAGGCUUCUCUCAGCAAUAGGCUCAAGACGUAUGCCAACUUCCCAGAAGCACCUCAGGAGGAGGCUUCUCUCAGCAAUAGGCUCAAGACGUAUGCCAACUUCCCAGAAGCACCUCAGGAGGAGGCUUCUCUCAGCAAUAGGCUCAAGACGUAUGCCAACUUCCCAGAAGCACCUCAGGAGGAGGCUUCUCUCAGCCAUAGGCUCAAGACGUAUGCCAACUUCCCAGAAGCACCUCAGGAGGAGGCUUCUCUCAGCAAUAGGCUCAAGACGUAUGCCAACUUCCCAGAAGCACCUCAGGAGGAGGCUUCUCUCAGCCAUAGGCUCAAGACGUAUGCCAACUUCCCAGAAGCAUCUCAGGAGGAGGCUUCUCUCAGCAAUAGGCUCAAGACGUAUGCCAACUUCCCAGAAGCACCUCAGGAGGAGGCUUCUCUCAGCAAUAGGCUCAAGACGUAUGCCAACUUCCCAGAAGCACCUCAGGAGGAGGCUUCUCUCAGCAAUAGGCUCAAGACGUAUGCCAACUUCCCAGAAGCACCUCAGGAGGAGGCUUCUCUCAGCAAUAGGCUCAAGACGUAUGCCAACUUCCCAGAAGCACCUCAGGAGGAGGCUUCUCUCAGCAAUAGGCUCAAGACGUAUGCCAACUUCCCAGAAGCACCUCAGGAGGAGGCUUCUCUCAGCCAUAGGCUCAAGACGUAUGCCAACUUCCCAGAAGCACCUCAGGAGGAGGCUUCUCUCAGCAAUAGGCUCAAGACGUAUGCCAACUUCCCAGAAGCACCUCAGGAGGAGGCUUCUCUCAGCAAUAGGCUCAAGACGUAUGCCAACUUCCCAGAAGCACCUCAGGAGGAGGCUUCUCUCAGCAAUAGGCUCAAGACGUAUGCCAACUUCCCAGAAGCACCUCAGGAGGAGGCUUCUCUCAGCCAUAGGCUCAAGACGUAUGCCAACUUCCCAGAAGCACCUCAGGAGGAGGCUUCUCUCAGCCAUAGGCUCAAGACGUAUGCCAACUUCCCAGAAGCACCUCAGGAGGAGGCUUCUCUCAGCCAUAGGCUCAAGACGUAUGCCAACUUCCCAGAAGCACCUCAGGAGGAGGCUUCUCUCAGCAAUAGGCUCAAGACGUAUGCCAACUUCCCAGAAGCACCUCAGGAGGAGGCUUCUCUCAGCCAUAGGCUCAAGACGUAUGCCAACUUCCCAGAAGCACCUCAGGAGGAGGCUUCUCUCAGCAAUAGGCUCAAGACGUAUGCCAACUUCCCAGAAGCACCUCAGGAGGAGGCUUCUCUCAGCCAUAGGCUCAAGACGUAUGCCAACUUCCCAGAAGCACCUCAGGAGGAGGCUUCUCUCAGCAAUAGGCUCAAGACGUAUGCCAACUUCCCAGAAGCACCUCAGGAGGAGGCUUCUCUCAGCCAUAGGCUCAAGACGUAUGCCAACUUCCCAGAAGCACCUCAGGAGGAGGCUUCUCUCAGCAAUAGGCUCAAGACGUAUGUCAACUUCCCAGAAGCACCUCAGGAGGAGGCUUCUCUCAGCAAUAGGCUCAAGACGUAUGCCAACUUCCCAGAAGCACCUCAGGAGGAGGCUUCUCUCAGCCAUCGGCUCAAGACGUAUGCCAACUUCCCAGAAGCACCUCAGGAGGAGGCUUCUCUCAGCCAUCGGCUCAAGACGUAUGCCAACUUCCCAGAAGCACCUCAGGAGGAGGCUUCUCUCAGCAAUAGGCUCAAGACGUAUGCCAACUUCCCAGAAGCACCUCAGGAGGAGGCUUCUCUCAGCCAUAGGCUCAAGACGUAUGCCAACUUCCCAGAAGCACCUCAGGAGGAGGCUUCUCUCAGCCAUAGGCUCAAGACGUAUGCCAACUUCCCAGAAGCACCUCAGGAGGAGGCUUCUCUCAGCCAUAGGCUCAAGACGUAUGCCAACUUCCCAGAAGCACCUCAGGAGGAGGCUUCUCUCAGCCAUAGGCUCAAGACGUAUGCCAACUUCCCAGAAGCACCUCAGGAGGAGGCUUCUCUCAGCCAUAGGCUCAAGACGUAUGCCAACUUCCCAGAAGCACCUCAGGAGGAGGCUUCUCUCAGCCAUAGGCUCAAGACGUAUGCCAACUUCCCAGAAGCACCUCAGGAGGCUUCUCUCAGCAAUAGGCUCAAGACGUAUGCCAACUUCCCAGAAGCACCUCAGGAGGAGGCUUCUCUCAGCAAUAGGCUCAAGACGUAUGCCAACUUCCCAGAAGCACCUCAGGAGGAGGCUUCUCUCAGCAAUAGGCUCAAGACGUAUGCCAACUUCCCAGAAGCACCUCAGGAGGAGGCUUCUCUCAGCCAUAGGCUCAAGACGUAUGCCAACUUCCCAGAAGCACCUCAGGAGGAGGCUUCUCUCAGCAAUAGGCUCAAGACGUAUGCCAACUUCCCAGAAGCACCUCAGGAGGAGGCUUCUCUCAGCAAUAGGCUCAAGACGUAUGCCAACUUCCCAGAAGCACCUCAGGAGGAGGCUUCUCUCAGCCAUAGGCUCAAGACGUAUGCCAACUUACCAGAAGCACCUCAGGAGGAGGCUUCUCUCAGCAAUAGGCUCAAGACGUAUGCCAACUUCCCAGAAGCACCUCAGGAGGAGGCUUCUCUCAGCCAUAGGCUCAAGACGUAUGCCAACUUCCCAGAAGCACCUCAGGAGGAGGCUUCUCUCAGCAAUAGGCUCAAGACGUAUGCCAACUUCCCAGAAGCACCUCAGGAGGAGGCUUCUCUCAGCCAUAGGCUCAAGACGUAUGCCAACUUCCCAGAAGCACCUCAGGAGGAGGCUUCUCUCAGCAAUAGGCUCAAGACGUAUGCCAACUUCCCAGAAGCACCUCAGGAGGAGGCUUCUCUCAGCAAUAGGCUCAAGACGUAUGCCAACUUCCCAGAAGCACCUCAGGAGGAGGCUUCUCUCAGCCAUAGGCUCAAGACGUAUGCCAACUUCCCAGAAGCACCUCAGGAGGAGGCUUCUCUCAGCCAUAGGCUCAAGACGUAUGCCAACUUCCCAGAAGCACCUCAGGAGGAGGCUUCUCUCAGCCAUAGGCUCAAGACGUAUGCCAACUUCCCAGAAGCACCUCAGGAGGAGGCUUCUCUCAGCCAUAGGCUCAAGACGUAUGCCAACUUCCCAGAAGCACCUCAGGAGGAGGCUUCUCUCAGCCAUAGGCUCAAGACGUAUGCCAACUUCCCAGAAGCACCUCAGGAGGAGGCUUCUCUCAGCCAUAGGCUCAAGACGUAUGCCAACUUCCCAGAAGCACCUCAGGAGGAGGCUUCUCUCAGCCAUAGGCUCAAGACGUAUGCCAACUUCCCAGAAGCACCUCAGGAGGAGGCUUCUCUCAGCCAUAGGCUCAAGACGUAUGCCAACUUCCCAGAAGCACCUCAGGAGGAGGCUUCUCUCAGCAAUAGGCUCAAGACGUAUGCCAACUUCCCAGAAGCACCUCAGGAGGAGGCUUCUCUCAGCAAUAGGCUCAAGACGUAUGCCAACUUCCCAGAAGCAUCUCAGGAGGAGGCUUCUCUCAGCAAUAGGCUCAAGACGUAUGCCAACUUCCCAGAAGCACCUCAGGAGGAGGCUUCUCUCAGCCAUAGGCUCAAGACGUAUGCCAACUUCCCAGAAGCACCUCAGGAGGAGGCUUCUCUCAGCAAUAGGCUCAAGACGUAUGCCAACUUCCCAGAAGCACCUCAGGAGGAGGCUUCUCUCAGCAAUAGGCUCAAGACGUAUGCCAACUUCCCAGAAGCACCUCAGGAGGAGGCUUCUCUCAGCAAUACGCUCAAGACGUAUGCCAACUUCCCAGAAGCACCUCAGGAGGAGGCUUCUCUCAGCAAUAGGCUCAAGACGUAUGCCAACUUCCCAGAAGCACCUCAGGAGGAGGCUUCUCUCAGCAAUAGGCUCAAGACGUAUGCCAACUUCCCAGAAGCACCUCAGGAGGAGGCUUCUCUCAGCAAUAGGCUCAAGACGUAUGCCAACUUCCCAGAAGCACCUCAGGAGGAGGCUUCUCUCAGCAAUAGGCUCAAGACGUAUGCCAACUUCCCAGAAGCACCUCAGGAGGAGGCUUCUCUCAGCAAUAGGCUCAAGACGUAUGCCAACUUCCCAGAAGCACCUCAGGAGGAGGCUUCUCUCAGCAAUAGGCUCAAGACGUAUGCCAACUUCCCAGAAGCACCUCAGGAGGAGGCUUCUCUCAGCAAUAGGCUCAAGACGUAUGCCAACUUCCCAGAAGCACCUCAGGAGGAGGCUUCUCUCAGCAAUAGGCUCAAGACGUAUGCCAACUUCCCAGAAGCACCUCAGGAGGAGGCUUCUCUCAGCAAUAGGCUCAAGACGUAUGCCAACUUCCCAGAAGCACCUCAGGAGGAGGCUUCUCUCAGCAAUAGGCUCAAGACGUAUGCCAACUUCCCAGAAGCACCUCAGGAGGAGGCUUCUCUCAGCCAUAGGCUCAAGACGUAUGCCAACUUCCCAGAAGCACCUCAGGAGGAGGCUUCUCUCAGCAAUAGGCUCAAGACGUAUGCCAACUUCCCAGAAGCACCUCAGGAGGAGGCUUCUCUCAGCAAUAGGCUCAAGACGUAUGCCAACUUCCCAGAAGCAACUCAGGAGGAGGCUUCUCUCAGCCAUAGGCUCAAGACGUAUGCCAACUUCCCAGAAGCACCUCAGGAGGAGGCUUCUCUCAGCAAUAGGCUCAAGACGUAUGCCAACUUCCCAGAAGCACCUCAGGAGGAGGCUUCUCUCAGCAAUAGGCUCAAGACGUAUGCCAACUUCCCAGAAGCAUCUCAGGAGGAGGCUUCUCUCAGCAAUAGGCUCAAGACGUAUGCCAACUUCCCAGAAGCACCUCAGGAGGAGGCUUCUCUCAGCAAUAGGCUCAAGACGUAUGCCAACUUCCCAGAAGCACCUCAGGAGGAGGCUUCUCUCAGCAAUAGGCUCAAGACGUAUGCCAACUUCCCAGAAGCACCUCAGGAGGAGGCUUCUCUCAGCAAUAGGCUCAAGACGUAUGCCAACUUCCCAGAAGCACCUCAGGAGGAGGCUUCUCUCAGCAAUAGGCUCAAGACGUAUGCCAACUUCCCAGAAGCACCUCAGGAGGAGGCUUCUCUCAGCAAUAGGCUCAAGACGUAUGCCAACUUCCCAGAAGCACCUCAGGAGGAGGCUUCUCUCAGCAAUAGGCUCAAGACGUAUGCCAACUUCCCAGAAGCACCUCAGGAGGAGGCUUCUCUCAGCAAUAGGCUCAAGACGUAUGCCAACUUCCCAGAAGCAUCUCAGGAGGAGGCUUCUCUCAGCAAUAGGCUCAAGACGUAUGCCAACUUCCCAGAAGCACCUCAGGAGGAGGCUUCUCUCAGCAAUAGGCUCAAGACGUAUGCCAACUUCCCAGAAGCACCUCAGGAGGAGGCUUCUCUCAGCAAUAGGCUCAAGACGUAUGCCAACUUCCCAGAAGCACCUCAGGAGGAGGCUUCUCUCAGCAAUAGGCUCAAGACGUAUGCCAACUUCCCAGAAGCACCUCAGGAGGAGGCUUCUCUCAGCAAUAGGCUCAAGACGUAUGCCAACUUCCCAGAAGCACCUCAGGAGGAGGCUUCUCUCAGCAAUAGGCUCAAGACGUAUGCCAACUUCCCAGAAGCACCUCAGGAGGAGGCUUCUCUCAGCAAUAGGCUCAAGACGUAUGCCAACUUCCCAGAAGCACCUCAGGAGGAGGCUUCUCUCAGCAAUAGGCUCAAGACGUAUGCCAACUUCCCAGAAGCACCUCAGGAGGAGGCUUCUCUCAGCAAUAGGCUCAAGACGUAUGCCAACUUCCCAGAAGCACCUCAGGAGGAGGCUUCUCUCAGCAAUAGGCUCAAGACGUAUGCCAACUUCCCAGAAGCACCUCAGGAGGAGGCUUCUCUCAGCAAUAGGCUCAAGACGUAUGCCAACUUCCCAGAAGCACCUCAGGAGGAGGCUUCUCUCAGCAAUAGGCUCAAGACGUAUGCCAACUUCCCAGAAGCACCUCAGGAGGAGGCUUCUCUCAGCAAUAGGCUCAAGACGUAUGCCAGCUUCCCAGAAGCACCUCAGGAGGAGGCUUCUCUCAGCAAUAGGCUCAAGACGUAUGCCAACUUCCCAGAAGCACCUCAGGAGGAGGCUUCUCUCAGCAAUAGGCUCAAGACGUAUGCCAACUUCCCAGAAGCACCUCAGGAGGAGGCUUCUCUCAGCAAUAGGCUCAAGACGUAUGCCAACUUCCCAGAAGCACCUCAGGAGGAGGCUUCUCUCAGCAAUAGGCUCAAGACGUAUGCCAACUUCCCAGAAGCACCUCAGGAGGAGGCUUCUCUCAGCAAUAGGCUCAAGACGUAUGCCAACUUCCCAGAAGCACCUCAGGAGGAGGCUUCUCUCAGCAAUAGGCUCAAGACGUAUGCCAACUUCCCAGAAGCACCUCAGGAGGAGGCUUCUCUCAGCAAUAGGCUCAAGACGUAUGCCAACUUCCCAGAAGCACCUCAGGAGGAGGCUUCUCUCAGCAAUAGGCUCAAGACGUAUGCCAACUUCCCAGAAGCACCUCAGGAGGAGGCUUCCCUUAGCAAUAGGCUCAAGAUGUAUGCCAACUUCCCAGAAGCACCUCAGGAGGAGGCUUCUCUCAGCAAUAGGCUCAAGACGUAUGCCAACUUCCCAGAAGCACCUCAGGAGGAGGCUUCUCUCAGCAAUAGGCUCAAGACGUAUGCCAACUUCCCAGAAGCACCUCAGGAGGAGGCUUCUCUCAGCAAUAGGCUCAAGACGUAUGCCAACUUCCCAGAAGCACCUCAGGAGGAGGCUUCUCUCAGCAAUAGGCUCAAGACGUAUGCCAACUUCCCAGAAGCACCUCAGGAGGAGGCUUCUCUCAGCAAUAGGCUCAAGACGUAUGCCAACUUCCCAGAAGCACCUCAGGAGGAGGCUUCUCUCAGCAAUAGGCUCAAGACUUAUGCCAACUUCCCAGAAGCACCUCAGGAGGAGGCUUCUCUCAGCAAUAGGCUCAAGACGUAUGCCAACUUCCCAGAAGCACCUCAGGAGGAGGCUUCUCUCAGCAAUAGGCUCAAGACGUAUGCCAACUUCCCAGAAGCACCUCAGGAGGAGGCUUCUCUCAGCAAUAGGCUCAAGACGUAUGCCAACUUCCCAGAAGCACCUCAGGAGGAGGCUUCUCUCAGCAAUAGGCUCAAGACGUAUGCCAACUUCCCAGAAGCACCUCAGGAGAAGGCUUCUCUCAGCAAUAGGCUCAAGACGUAUGCCAACUUCCCAGAAGCACCUCCGGAGGAGGCUUCUCUCAGCAAUAGGCUCAAGACGUAUGCCAACUUCCCAGAAGCACCUCCGGAGGAGGCUUCGCUCAGCAAUAGGCUCAAGACGUAUGCCAAGUUCCCAGAAGCACCUCAGGAGGAGGCUUCUCUCAGCAAUAGGCUCAAGACGUAUGCCAACUUCCCAGAAGCACCUCAGGAGGAGGCUUCUCUCAGCAAUAGGCUCAAGACGUAUGCCAACUUCCCAGAAGCACCUCAGGAAGAGGCUUCUCUCAGCAAUAGGCUCAAGACGUAUGCCAACUUCCCAGAAGCACCUCAGGAGAAGGCUUCUCUCAGCAAUAGGCUCAAGACGUAUGCCAACUUCCCAGAAGCACCUCCGGAGGAGGCUUCUCUCAGCAAUAGGCUCAAGACGUAUGCCAACUUCCCAGAAGCACCUCCGGAGGAGGCUUCGCUCAGCAAUAGGCUCAAGACGUAUGCCAACUUCCCAGAAGCACCUCAGGAGGAGGCUUCUCUCAGCAAUAGGCUCAAGACGUAUGCCAACUUCCCAGAAGCACCUCAGGAAGAGGCUUCUCUCAGCAAUAGGCUCAAGACGUAUGCCAACUUCCCAGAAGCACCUCCGGAGGAGGCUUCUCUCAGCAAUAGGCUCAAGACGUAUGCCAACUUCCCAGAAGCACCUCAGGAGGAGGCUUCUCUCAGCAAUAGGCUCAAGACGUAUGCCAACUUCCCAGAAGCACCUCAGGAGGAGGCUUCUCUCAGCAAUAGGCUCAAGACGUAUGCCAACUUCCCAGAAGCACCUCAGGAGGAGGCUUCUCUCAGCAAUAGGCUCAAGACGUAUGCCAACUUCCCAGAAGCACCUCAGGAGGAGGCUUCUCUCAGCAAUAGGCUCAAGACGUAUGCCAACUUCCCAGAAGCACCUCAGGAGGAGGCUUCUCUCAGCAAUAGGCUCAAGACGUAUGCCAACUUCCCAGAAGCACCUCAGGAGGAGGCUUCUCUCAGCAAUAGGCUCAAGACGUAUGCCAACUUCCCAGAAGCACCUCAGGAGGAGGCUUCUCUCAGCAAUAGGCUCAAGACGUAUGCCAACUUCCCAGAAGCACCUCAGGAGGAGGCUUCGCUCAGCAAUAGGCACGCGGAGUUCACUGCUUCAAAAGGUGACGAUGCCUGA
Molecule: messenger RNA, 17253 nt
Organism: Rangifer tarandus platyrhynchus (Svalbard reindeer)
Lineage: Eukaryota; Metazoa; Chordata; Mammalia; Artiodactyla; Cervidae
Source: the annotation of a GenBank genome assembly